ACUAAGGAACGCCCACUGACAGACGCCGCGCGCAGACGCCGGCUCGUCUUUAACCGGCGGCUCCUGAGCUCCAGGUCGGCCAGAGAGGCUGAGCGCGGCGGGGACACGGCACGGAGCCCUCCGCUUCAUCCACAAGGAUGUCAUCACUCCUCCUCUUCACCUCGUUUCUCCUCCUUGACCCCAUCUGGGCUCUGGAGUUCCGUUACCAUGACAACAGUGAGAUUGAGCAGUACCUGAUACAAACCAGCAGGUCCAACCCCAACAUUACUCACCUGUACAGCAUCGGCACGUCCGUCAGAGGACAGCAGCUGUGGGUGCUGGCUCUGGGCGUCAACCCUCAGCGACACGUCGUGGGGAUCCCGGAGUUCAAAUAUGUGGCCAACAUGCAUGGAAAUGAGGUUCUGGGCCGGGAGCUGCUGCUGCAUCUGAUCGACCACCUGGUUCAGGGUUACCGGAACGAGGAGGCGUCGGCGCUGCAGCUCCUGAGGAGCACCCGCAUCCACAUCCUGCCCUCCAUGAACCCCGACGGCUUCGACGACGCCGACACGGACUGCCAGUACAGUCAGGGGAGGUUCAACCACAACGGCGUGGAUCUCAACAGGAACUUCCCUGAUGUCUUCUCUGAUCCCCAAAGGCAACAGCAGAGCGAGGGUCAAAGAGAAGCAGAGGUGAGAGCUGUGAUGGGCUGGCUGAGGAACGAGACCUUCGUUCUUUCUGCGAACCUUCACGGCGGAGCUUUGGUGGCGAGUUACGCCUAUGACAACAGCAACCAAGGUAGCAUGCAGAUGGGCGGGGCCAGCCUCACGCCGGACGACGACGUGUUUGUCCACCUGUCCAAAGAGUACUCCUACAGUCAUGCCUCAAUGCAUCGUGGGAACAUCUGCCAGGGCAGCAGGGCGUUCCCGGACGGCAUCACCAACGGAUACCACUGGUAUCCUCUGGCAGGCGGGAUGCAGGACUACAACUACGUGUGGGCGCAGUGUCUGGAGGUGACCCUGGAGCUGUCCUGCUGCAAGUUUCCUCCGGCCGACCAGCUGGAAGCGCUGUGGAGCGACAACACGGACGCCCUGCUGGCGUACGUCCGCCAGGUGCACCUGGGAGUCAAGGGCGUCGUGUACGACGGGUCUGGGGUGGCGGUGCAGAACGCUUUGGUGGAGGUCAAAGGUCGUAAGAACGUUUGUCCGUUUAGGACCAACUCACAUGGGGAAUACUACAGGCUGCUGCUCCCUGGAAACUACACCUUCACCGUGACGUACCCGGGUCACGAGGUUCUGACCGAGACGCUCAGCAUCCCGUACGGCCCAGACAAAUACUCCGCCAUGACGCACCAUUUCAGGUUACGCCGCACGUCUGCCAUCACAACAGCCUACAUACAAACCUGCCCCACGCCUGGCUAUAGUCAUGCAGUCAACCUGGAAGGGGGCGGAGCCACAUCCAGGCCCUCGUGGAUCAGGCACGCCGUGGGGAUCGGCCUGGCAGUGCUAGGUGGAUGGGUGAUUGAAUGACGGCCUCCUGGGUUUACAUGGGACUUCCAGCGGGGAGUUGGUCUUUGAACAAUGAGCCAAACUCCAAAAUGAAGACCUGACCCGACCCGAUCCGACCAGGUCGUUUCUGGCUCAUGAAGACUGCAGUCCGGCUUCUUCAUGCCAAGAAAUCUGGUUUAGGAGCAAAGAGAUUAUAAAGAAAGAAAAAGAGAGAAAUACCUCAGUGAAUCCAAUUUAAGCCUUUUCCUACAUUUUAGUGAAAAUAAUGUUGAGUUGAUUGAAAACAUUUUCUGUUACGGUUAAAUUUAAAGUUACCUGAAUGACUUCUGACUUUGAACUUCACUCCGGAGCAUCGGUAGGCUAACAGUGUUUUUCAAACAGUGUGGUAUGGGAAAUUACCCAUUUUCACUGAUCUAAAAACAUUUUCCAUGCUCUGCAUGGAAAAUGCUCUGUCUUCAUCCAAACAGACCCUGAUAAAACACUGAGUAGUUAGGAAUAUGAAAAUA
Molecule: messenger RNA, 1990 nt
Organism: Oryzias latipes (Japanese medaka)
Lineage: Eukaryota; Metazoa; Chordata; Actinopteri; Beloniformes; Adrianichthyidae
Gene: cpm
Product: carboxypeptidase M
Biological process (GO): peptide metabolic process; protein processing
Molecular function (GO): metallocarboxypeptidase activity; zinc ion binding
Source: RefSeq, a predicted model, not a curated record